GCCGCCGCCGCCCGUCAGCCGCCUCCCGGGGGCCGCGCCAUGGACUCCAUCCCGGGCGAAGACCCCACUUUGCCGCUGGAGGUCAACAGCGGCCUCAAUUUUUCCCGGCUUCCAGAUGUCUCUGGAGAUGAGGUUCGCAAUCAAGUGGGAGGCGGUGGAGUGUUACCUGAGGUGGCCGAAGAGACCGUUUCACCAAGCAGGGCGCGAACCAUGAAGGAUUUUGAAAAUCAAAUCACGGAGCUGCGGAAAGAGAAUUUCAACUUGAAACUUCGCAUCUAUUUCCUGGAGGACCGGAUUCAGCAGAAGUUUGAUGGUCCCCAUGAUGAUGUAUACCGGAUCAACAUCGAGCUCAAAGUCGAAUUGGAGAGCGUGAAACGAGAACUUCAGCAACGAGAGCAGUUGCUCCGGAAAGCAUCGAAAGCCGUCGAGAGCUUGGCCCAGGGUGGCGAUGCCGAAAUCCAACGUCUGAAGGAAGAUGCAGAGAAAAAAGUCCAGGAAGUAGAAGCAAGCUUGACUAGCAGGAUCCAGCUUCUAGAGGAGGACCUUCGAACCGCCCGGGAAGAAGUAGAGAAAGCGUUUGCUUUGACGGACCGCGAAAGAGUCCAGCGACUGGCUGUGGAGCAGCAGCUCUCCUUAAUCAUCACUGCGCAGGCCAAAGAUAUUGAUAUCACGGCCCUGCUGGGAGAAAAAGACAGGUGCAUAGAGCAAUUGAGGCUCUCUCUGGAAAGGAAAAACGCUGCGAUCCAGCUCUUGGAGGAAGGACAGAGAAGACCUUCAGAAGAAAGCCAAGAUCCUAGUGCUGCACUGGAUGAUGAAAAAGAGAAGGCCUUAGAGAUUCUCAGGACCGAAUUCAGCAGUGAAAAAAAAGACUUGGAAAAAAGGAUCGAGGGUCUCCAGGAGAACCUUCGUGACCGGGAAACGGAGCUUUCUGCUGAAAAGGAAAACGCACUGAAACGUGACAAAACCAUCCAGGGUUUAACCCUUGUUUUAAAAACCAAGGAAAAUGAGAAUGGAGAACUUGCUUCUGAAAUAGAAAGCCUGAAAGCAUUGUUGGCCAAGUCUGGAGAGAUCGGUUCCCAAGCUCAGACACAGAAAUUCAAGGAAAGUGCCGAAGGUUCUCAGGAGCUACUGAUGGAGAAGGAGACCCUGCUGGCAGACCUGCGCUCGCAAAACCUGACCAAGGACACCGAGAACCGGAAGCUCCAGCGGAGGCUGAAGAGGACCGAACAGGAGCUGAGCGAGCUGCUUCUGGAGAAGGAGAAGCUGGGGAGAGACUUGGAAGAAGCUCGGUGGCAGAAAAACCAGAGCGACAAAACCAUCCACGACCUUCGGAACCAGUUGGAAAAAACUCAAAACGAGUUGGCUGAGAAGGAAAAGGCGAUCGAGCUGCAUUACGAGGUCCUCUUGAGUGACGGGGAUCAAAGGUUGCAGGACCAGAAGUCGGUCAUCGCACGCCUGACGGACGGCGUGGCUCAGAAGGAUGAACUGCUCCAGACUCUUGAUGGGGUCAUUAGAGAAAAAGAUUUGAGGCUGCAGGAAUGGUCCACUAAGUUUCAAAAUCUGGAGAAAAAUAAAGAGAGUCUUGAGAGACAGAACGAAGCCUUGAUGGAAGAAAAAUGCGCAGCCCAAUCCGAGCAGCUGGUGACCAAAAUGAUGCAUGAAUUAGAGAGAGCCAAAGAGUCCGAAUACGCGGAAAUGCUCGAAACUCUCCGAAAAGAGCACACCAUUUUUUCGACUUUGAUCAAGUCCCUGAAAGAUUCCGAUGGCAUAAAUAAUCUGCAGGAGGAGCUAAACACCAUCUUGUCCCUGAGGAAGCAACUUGAAGAAGGCAUCUUGGAGACCUGGAAUUUGCGGAGAACGUUGGAAGAGCAAAUCCGGGAUAACAGGAAGGAAGAAGACACCCCUUUAUCUUGGAGCAAUCAGACAUCGUACAUGAGCAUUUGCUUACGGGACCAGGAUCAUCGGUGGGACUGUCCAGUAGACCAGCUCUCUUUGGAGGAACUUAAAAAGAAGUUUGUCGAACUCCUCGGAGUGGUGAAGGAAAUGCACUGGGUCAUCCAAGAACUGAAAAAGAAGCCGUUUGACUUCUCCGCGUCAGAUCCUUUGGGAAACGAGAAGCAGAAAUCCUUAGACACAAGCGAGCUUCUUGAGCGGACGGAGGAGAGUCAGACGCUGCUGGGGGCUUCCGACGAAGAGGCGAGCGUGCCCAGCUGCGACUGUCCAGAGACCCUGAGCGAGAUCAUUCCUUUGGAUCCUUUGGAUCAACCCUACAAGAUUCUGAACCCACCGGAGCUUGAAUCUGAGCCGGUUGCUGGCAAAUAUUUUGAAGGGAGCCCAGCGGUCAACAAUUGCGAUCCUCGGAAAGAGACUGUGUGCCUUCUGAACGAAACCGGAGAGGUAGAAUUUGGAUCUCGCGGACAAGGAGAGAGCAAAACUGCAAAUGAGCCAUUAGAUCCUCCGAAGAUUGCCGGGCGAGACAAUUUAAGCAACGAUCUGGAGAACAAAGAGGAGAAAGAUCUUAAGCAGCUGAUCAUUCAGCUGAGAGCGGAACUCGAGCAGCUUAUGCAAGCCAACGUCUCACUGAAGCAACAAGGUGAACCGCAACCCACGCCCGGCCAUGAGGACGCCGAAACCGCGGGCGAGUUGAACCUGGAGACUGAAUUGUCAAAAGUGGAAGUGAAGGACACAGCUACCCAAACGACGACCCGGUCGGGAGUCGCUGUGAGGCCGAAGCACGAAGGCAAAAGGACGGCGGUCUCCGAGUAUGGCGCCGCCACCCAAUCUUCUUGGUUUGACCAGGAUUGCUGGCAGAGGUACGUCUCGGCCAAGAGCGAUCCGCAGAAGGCCCUCCCUCAAGUCGGCAAAGCAAACAAAAGCAACUCUUGUUACCAGUCCAAGAAGUCGCGCUUGCCUGUUUUGCUGAAGGCCUCAAGAUCCCUGGGAAGCAUCUCCUUAAUGACCUCACUGCCCAGACCAGAUCUCCAACAUUGUGUCUUCGCCCUGGACCAAGGCCCGAAGGGAAGGCAGUUGAGAGAAGAGGCCCACCAAAGCGAGGCCGAGGGCCAUGGGUCCAUCCGGAAGGACGUACGAGAAGAAGACAAACAAGCAGAAGCAUCGGCAAUCCAGCCAAAGGUCUUUGAAGCAGAUCUUAACCUGCCCAGUAUCCAAAACGCUGGCCAGAAAGACCAGGAUCAGAACAUCAGCAAAGCAAUCCAAUUAGAAAUAGAAAAGGAGACCCCUGAAUCCAAACGGUCUGCUUUGCCAGAGCUUCACCCUCUGCUCGGUGUCCCCGAGAAGCAGUACGGGGACGCCGCGUCGCUGUCCUCGAGGGGCAAAAGGAGCCCUUCCCUUAAGCAGAGCGGGCUCAGCUUCGACACCUUCGACUGCGAGGCCGUGAAUGACGUCGAAGACCUGAGACAGAGAAUCAGGGAUCUGAAAUCCGUGGUGGAAAAAUACCAGCUGCUGCUGAUCCAGUUCGAUCUGGUUGAACCGUGUCCUCCCGGAGACGCUCUGGAUCCCGUCCGGAGCGACGGCGAGAGGAUGCCCUCUCCCGCGGAGUUCAAGGAAAGCGAGCCGGAAUUCGCCAGCUUCUCCAACGAAAUGGAGCCAAAGGAAGGCGUGGAGGAUUCUUCAGGAUCCGGUCCCUCGAACGACCAGACCGUCCAGAAGCUCCGAGAGCUGUUGUCAGAAAACGAAGCCGAGCUUGAGAAAGAGCAGAUGGCGAACAUGAAACUGGUAGAUGAAGUCCAUCGUCUCCACGACAAACUCAAAAGCCUGACUCCCCGGGACGAGAUGCUUGCCGCUUCUGUUGGCAGGCCAGAUUUCUCUGUCUGCCUGUCGCUUCCUGAGGAGUCCCGCCAGCGCCAGAAAAUCCACGAGAGCCACAACAUUUGUGCCACUUACCGGCAACACCUGUCCAACUUGAUCCACGCUUUUGAAGAUCUCCUGUGGGACAGCGAGGUGGAUUACUACGUAGCCAAGAGCUUUCGGCAGAAGCUCAACCAAAGCGCCCAGAUCUUUGAGAGGCUGGAGCACCAAUGUCUCUACGGAGAGUCAAUAGAGGAUGAAAUGGCCAAGCUUUGCAAUCUUGCCCGGAGCUUGUCGGACCUUGAGGUACCCCAACACUUGCCUUCUUCAGAAGGACCCACUCCUGGAAAAGAAGAAACGGAGAGCGGAAAGGGAAAACCAACUGCUACCCCAACCAAGUUUCCACCAGAGCUGUUGAUGGAACAUCUCCAGGAAAUACGCUUGCUGAGACAGCGGCUAGAAGAUUCCAUUAAAACCAACGACCAUCUGAGGAAGCAGCUGGAACAACAGGUCUCAGUUUCUGUCCCAGACCAAGACUUGGCCAACGCUGGUAUCCGUGCGUCGGAGCAACUGAAUACUCUGACAUCUGAAAUUCAUUUCCUGAGGAAGCAGAACCAGACUUUGAAUGACAUGCUGGCGAAAGGAUCCAGAGAAGGACUUGAGGCUCACCUUGCAGAGAAGCAGAAAGAAAAUGAAGUUUUGCGAGAGUCCUUGACUCAGGAGCACUUGGCUGUUGAGUGCCUUCAGAAGGACCAUGAGCAUCUCAAGGAGGAGAAUGAGAAGCUGCGCGAACAAGUGGGAAAAGGAGAGGUCAAAAAUGAGGGUCUGACCCACGAGAUUUAUAACGUCAAGAAUGAACUGAUCAGGCUGCAGAUGGAGCUGGCCACCAAGCAACACCAACUGUCCGAGAGAGACAAGUUGUUAUGCUCAUUGAGGGUAGAGCUCAAGGUGUACGAAAAGUUGGACGAAGCUUUCCAGAACGAAAAAGAUCGGCGCCAGAAUGGAGCAGAAGAAUGUCGGAAGGAUCAAAACCAACCUCUGGACCUGGGCGAGCUCUUGACUGAAAUCCAGUUCUUGAGAAAGCAGCUGGAGCAGAGCAUCACAUCCAACCAGAUGUUGCAUGAGAAAGUAGAAGAGCAGCUGCGUCUAGAAAAGGGGGAAAAGAAGAACCGUUUGGGGCCAGCUUUGCAGAUCAGCUGUCUGUUCAGUCACGAGUCCCAACAGUUUCAGACUGGGAUCAAAGAGUUGAGUUUCAGCACCUUGGACAGCCCCUCCCAUUGCAACCUGUUGACCAACAAGGAGAUUCGCCCCCUCCCCAGUCACUGCGUCUGGGCGGACAAGAACGGCCAACAUAUCCUCGGCUUGAUCGAAGAUUACAACUGUCUCCGGAAGCAGAUCACGGAAGGGCGGAAGCAACUGGGCAAACUGGAGCUUCCCCUGAAAGAGGCAGAAGGUCUGGAUUCUGCAGUGACGGUUCCUCUGAGCAGUUUGUCUACCACCUUCAAGGCGGUCCAGCAGAACCUGGAAGAAGCUGCCCGCCUCUUGAACCUCCUCUGGAGGGUCUCCUUGCCAAUGAAAGUGGUCCAUGCUGCUGCUUACUCACUUCAGGAUGAAAGUCUGAAGUCUGAGGUCUACAAGCUCCGCCGGAAAGUGGCCGAACAGGAGAAGAAGCUCUACAGUAUGGCCAGGCGCUUGUAUUCCACCAACCAACUCAAGGAAAACAUGGAGAGGGUCAUCAUAGAUCAGUUGGCGUUAACACACAAUGUUUUAAAAAAGGCCAGAGGAAACCUUGAAGUUCAGCCAUCAGACAACAAAUCCACCCCUUCCAGCCUCAUCAAGAAGAGGGUUUAAGUGAAGGUUUCCAGGGGCCUGCAAUAAAGACCAUUUUCCUUUGCCGAGCCGGUGCUUUCGGGUUCUUCUUUCCCUCCAAGGCCUUAAUAUUCCUUACAAUUUCCACCCUGUUACUCCGGCGUUUUCUACCCUGAUGUCUUCUGGAUAUUAUUCAGACUGCAACACUCUCUCUUAUGCCGAGGAUGGUUAAAUUUGGUACCGAUUUUUCUUCUUCUUCUCCAGCUUUCUCUGGCAGGGCCAACCUCGGUGCUUGGCUUUGCUCCCUUGACAUGUCAGUGGCAUGAAGACGGACCUGCUGUCAAGAAGGUCAGCGAAGGCCGAGUUAAUUUAGGCAGGCGGAAUUUUUGGAGUGUGGUAAACUGAGAGGUGGGAACGUGGGAAACUUGUGCGCAGAAUAAAAGUCUUGCCAAUCUUUGCUUUGAAGGUCUUGGCUGAAAACAACUCGCUUGCAGGGUUCAGAUCUCUCAUCAUCCCAGCCAACCAAGAGGAUCCUGAAAUGAAAAGAAAACGGAGAUGAUGGUUUGCACAGAACUUGCUCCCCUCCCCUCCACCCCCCACCCCCACUCCAUCCCAUAAUUGCAGAAUCUUGCAUCUUUCCUUCGCAGCUCAGAUGGAGGAGUAAGCUGGAGCCCCUUAAACCACAACAAUUGGCUGCUCCCGGCUCACAUUGGCAAUGUUUACCUGUUGAAUCUGGGGGAAGGGGAGAUGUGUAUUGCUUCACUGGGUUGUAGGUAGGACUUCUCUACCCCUAAACUGCAGGGGACUUUCCGCUACCUCCUUUUUUGGGCAGAGCACCUGCCUCUAAAUUGCCACUCAUCUUCUUGCCUACUUGGACAAUGUGCAACUGCCACUCGGAUGCCCACUGGACUGGAAAAGUAGCCAUAAAGUUGACAAGGUCCACCUUUAAAUGUCCUCUCCAUCCCAAACGGGAGAGUAUAUUCCAGUUGGGCUUUAGAUGUUGUCCUUUCUCAAAGACCUGAGCUCCCGGUAUUUUCUCCGACGACAUGGUUGAAAUUUGGAAGCUACGUUUGACCUCCUUUUUGCCUUGUUCAAAACCCCAGGAAUCAAACUCCUCUAAAACCUGGGGCAGGAGAUCCAAAAAUUCCAGGUCCAUCUCUCUCAUGACCACCUCCCAUUGUCUUCAUGUCCACACCAAGCUGUUAAAAAAAAGUGACAUAAUUCAGGGUAUGAUUUUUCACUUUAAAAAAUUGCCAUCUUUUGUUCUAUACUAUUCCUUUCGAGCAGUCUUGCAUCUAAACCAUUCCUGUAGACUAUUUUAGAAUGUGUUGGUUUUCUGUGAUAUAUUUCUUAUUUGCUAUGGCAUCAGACUUGUAUAACUACCAUUUUAGAGAUUGUCCUGAACUUCUUUUUAAGGUAGGAUUUAAAAGAAGUAUUUAUUUAUCGGUGUCUCGGUUGGGUGCACCAACGCUGAUGGAAAACCUUGUUAGAUAGGCUUCUGUCCUAAUCAACCUGGAUGUUUCUUAGAGUCUCACCCCAA
Notechis scutatus (mainland tiger snake) is the source of this 7156-nucleotide messenger RNA. The record is from RefSeq and is a predicted model, not a curated record. Lineage: Eukaryota; Metazoa; Chordata; Lepidosauria; Squamata; Elapidae.